UGUUCUACUUCAGAGUGGUCUGGCCUACGAGGGAUAUUUAGGAUAGACUUUCUCGCGAGGCUGGAAAACAAGAGGGAGUUAUGCGUUUGUGAAAAAGUAUAUUCUUGCUAAAUUCCAGGGUUCUUAGAGAAUAGGUGAAACUGGAGCGAUAAAACUCGCGAUAUUUUAAUAUAUCUGGCGUAAUAGCCCUCAGUGAUCCGCAGCGCUGGAGAAGCAGAGCUCGCGAGAUCUCUACAGUUGCCGAGGAGACUAGGAGGAGAGGUGAUCUCGCGAAAGCAGCUGCCGGGAGAGCUCGCGAGAUCUCAGACCAGCGGACCCGAAAGGUUCUUAGGGAGUUGAAGGGCCUGGAGGAGGCCCCGGGACAAAUGGCCGGAGCUGGGCCGACCAUGCUGCUACGAGAGGAGAAUGGCUGUUGCAGCCGGCGUCAAAGCAGCUCCAGCGCUGGGGUUAGCGCGGGCUCGGGUUCCAAGAUUGAGGGGCAGUCGGGGAGCAAAAUGGGGGGAUGAAGGGGGGACUGCAGCUCCCGGCAGCCUCUGGGAUUCGCGUGAGCGCCCCGCGUGCUGUCGGGAGCUGUGGUUCCGUGGGCGGGCAGGAGCCCGGGCUGCGCGGUCUGAGCGCCUGUCCUGCCCCGCGCAGGACUCAGACGGGGAGCGCGAGGACUCGCCGGCCGCGCGCGCCCGGCGGCAGCUGGAGGCGCUACUCAACAAGACUAUGCGCAUUCGCAUGACAGAUGGACGGACACUGGUUGGCUGCUUCCUCUGCACCGACCGCGACUGCAAUGUUAUCCUAGGUUCGGCGCAGGAGUUCCUCAAGCCUUCGGAUUCCUUCUCUGCUGGGGAACCCCGUGUGCUGGGCCUGGCCAUGGUACCCGGACAUCACAUCGUUUCUAUUGAGGUGCAAAGAGAGAGCCUGGCGGGGCCUCCCUAUAUCUAACCACGAUCGCGUAUGCCUUUCAGACUUCAUUAAACUUGUAACCGAA
Pteronotus mesoamericanus is the source of this 979-nucleotide messenger RNA. It is a transcript of the gene NAA38, whose product is annotated as N-alpha-acetyltransferase 38, NatC auxiliary subunit. Gene Ontology annotation, molecular function: RNA binding. Gene Ontology annotation, cellular component: NatC complex. NCBI's taxonomy places the organism in Eukaryota, Metazoa, Chordata, Mammalia, Chiroptera, Mormoopidae. The coding region runs from base 406 to 933 and encodes 175 amino acids. The transcript is spliced from 2 exons. The record is from RefSeq and is a predicted model, not a curated record.